This is a messenger RNA of Phaethon lepturus (White-tailed tropicbird), 3146 nucleotides long. It is a transcript of the gene MARF1, whose product is annotated as KIAA0430 ortholog. The record is from RefSeq and is a predicted model, not a curated record. Gene Ontology annotation, molecular function: mRNA base-pairing post-transcriptional repressor activity; CCR4-NOT complex binding; RNA nuclease activity. The transcript is spliced from 14 exons. Gene Ontology annotation, biological process: post-transcriptional gene silencing. The annotation marks the transcript as partial. Gene Ontology annotation, cellular component: cytoplasm; peroxisome. NCBI's taxonomy places the organism in Eukaryota, Metazoa, Chordata, Aves, Phaethontiformes, Phaethontidae.
CUUAGCAGGUGGGAAGAAUGAAAGGAAGGGGGGAUGAAAGAAUGUUGAACCUUUUUGUUUGGGUGUAUGAUGGAAGGAAACAGGACAGAGAACCUCUGCAAUAAAUCAUUCGGAUGGCUUCAGCGACAAGAGAAUGAUGCUAAACCAUGGCUCUGGAAACUUUCUAAUUGCUUUUCUGCUGCUGAAAAGUCUUUGCCUUGCAGUGCGAAAACGAAAGAUUACAUGGAGAACAAGAAAGCUGCUGUAGAAUUAAAGGAUGCUUCAUCUCCUCAUAAUGCUGGCUCUAAACCGUUUCCAGCAGUACCGCUUCCUGAUGUUCGUCCUCUUCAGCAACAGCAAAUACAGCUUUCACCUGGCCCGAAAGUAAGCUGCUGUGCUCAUGGCUCUGACUCUUCUUGUACUCCACAAAUGCAUUGUGGUGGUGGUGGUGGUAACUUGAUUCACCCUGGCACAAUAUUAGACUCAAAAAGCACUGGGACGAUUACUUGUCAAGUAGGGUCAGGAUUUGCUUAUCAGUCUGCAUCUUCACUGAAGAAUCCUCCAGCUAGAAGCAAUUUGGCAGGCAUUGCGAGUGAGUUCCCUGGCAUGUGUGUAGAAAACAGUGUAUCUUCCUGUCAACAUCUGCCCUGUUGUGGAAAACUCCAUUUCCAGUCCUGUCAUGGUAACAUGCACAAACUGCAUCAGUUUCCAGCCCUUCAGAGCUGCACAUCUUCCGGCUAUUUCCCUUGUUCUGAAUUCACAAGUGGGGCUACAGGCCACUUGGAUGAGCAUAUUGCACAGUCGGAGUUAACAUCACGUGUGUGCGCCAACCCUUUGCACCUAAACAUGGCACCUUCGGUUUGUUUAAAGGGCUCUCACUACUGCAAUGACUGCUUGAGCAAGCCAACCAGAAACAGCCUAGUUGAUGCUGCUAAAAUCUGGCCAAAUAUUCCUCCUCCAAGUGCACAGACUGCACCUGUUCCUAUCCCAGUAUGUAAUGGCUGUGGAACCAAAGGAGCAGGAAAUGAGAAGAGUUUGCUACUGGCGAGCAGCCUUGGCAAAUCACCACAGAAAUAUGGGUCUCCGGAAGUUGCAAUAACAGGCCAAGUUCUGGAAAACUUGCCCCCCAUUGGAGUCUUCUGGGAUAUUGAAAACUGUUCAGUUCCCACUGGCCGUUCAGCUAUAGCGGUUGUACAGAGGAUUCGUGAAAAGUUUUUUAAAGGUCACAGAGAGGCAGAAUUCAUCUGUGUAUGUGACAUUAGUAAAGAAAAUAAAGAAGUUAUUCAGGAACUAAACAACUGCCAGGUGACUGUUGCGCACAUCAAUGCUACAGCAAAGAAUGCUGCUGAUGACAAACUCAGACAGAGUCUUAGGAGAUUUGCUGAUACACACACUGCGCCUGCCACUGUGGUUCUUGUGUCAACGGAUGUAAACUUUGCUUUGGAACUCAGUGACCUGAGACACCGACAUGGUUUUCGGAUAAUUUUGGUACAUAAAAACCAAGCUUCAGAAGCACUCUUACAUCAUGCUCAUGAGCUUAUUUGUUUUGAAGAAUUUAUUUCAGACUUGCCACCAAGGUUACCACUGAAAAUGCCGGCAUGCCAUACAUUAUUAUAUGUUUAUAAUCUGCCAACAAACAGAGACAGCAAAAGUGUCAGUAAUAGACUCAGGCGUUUGUCAGACAACUGUGGAGGGAAGGUGCUGAGCAUUUCUGGAAGCAGUGCAAUUCUCCGUUUUUUAAAUCAAGAAAGUGCUGAAAGGGCUCGGAAGCGAAUGGAAAAUGAAGAUGUUUUUGGUAACAGGAUUGUAGUGUCUUUUACUCCCAAAAACAAAGAACUUAAUGAAACAAAAAGUUCCAGCUUUGUGGGAGCUGAAAAGAUGAAGUCUCCCAAAAAAAUUAACAAGAACACAAAGCUGUGCCUCCUCAACAAAGACUCAAGUGAUCAGUCUCUUGGUACCAAAGGCUCUGCUGGGAGAGGAUUCCAGAUUCAUGGAUCGAUUGUCAAACCCACACAUGUUAAAAGUUUACAGGAACUGUGCCGCCUUGAAUCAAAGACCACCAGUAGAAAUACUGAAAACCAGCAAGAACAUUUAGGAGAACAAAUUCCUUCUCCUCAGAGCAACUCUAAUGCAGUGAUUCCUGUGUCUCUGGCAACAAAAAAAAUCGGAAUGGGAGAAUCAUCCUGUAAAAGUAGUCAGAAAAAAGAGACCUCUGCUUCCAGGAGCAUUACCAAUUCCCCUGUAGAUAAAGAUAAAGACGAAACUGUAUUUCAGGUCAGCUAUCCCUCUGCUUUCAGUAAGUUGACAGCCUCAAGACAACUCAGUCCUUUACUCAUGUCUCAGAGUUGCUGGUCAUCUCGGAGUAUGUCUCCAAACCUCUCAAAUAGAUCUUCUCCACUCACGUUUAAUGUAGUAAAUCAUACCAGUGGUACAGACUGCCCUGAUCCUUUUGCAAAUGGUGCAGACAUUCAGAUAAGCAAUGUAGAUUAUAGAUUGUCCAGAAAAGAGUUGCAGCAAAAUUUACAAGAAAUUUUCUCAAGACAUGGCAAGGUAAAAAGUGUAGAGCUCAGUCCUCAUACAGACUACCAGUUGAAGGCUACAGUUCAGAUGGAAAAUCUGCAAGAAGCAAUCAGUGCUGUCAACAAUCUUCACAGAUACAAGAUUGGCAGUAAAAGGAUCCAGGUCUCAUUAGCAACAGGAGCUGCUAGUAAAUCACUCUCUCUACUCGGCUCAGAAACAAUAUCCAUUCUGCAGGAUGCACCUGCUUGUUGUCUGCCUGUAUUCAAAUUCACAGAAAUCUAUGAAAAGAAAUUUGGGCAUAAAUUAAUUGUAUCAGACUUGUAUAAGCUAACGGAUACUGUGGCAAUCCGUGACCAAGGAAGUGCGCGGCUGGUGUGCCUUUUACCCAGCAGCCAAGCCCGGCAGAGUCCACUGGGAUCUUCACAGUCACAUGAUGGUUCAUCAGCAAACUGUAGUCCUAUAAUAUUUGAAGAGUUGGAAUACCAUGAGCCUGUUUGUAAGCAGCAUUGCCUGAAUAAAGACUUUAUUGAGCAUGAGUUUGAUCCAGAUUCUUAUAGAAUUCCUUUUGUGAUUUUGUCUCUGAAGACAUUUGCUCCCCAAGUUCAUAGUCUUCUACAGACACAUGAGGGUACUGUGCCUUUACUGAG